CGCAGAACGCGACGCGCCUGAAACCAGAGAAGAAGAAGAAGAAGAAGAAGAAGAAGAAGCGGCGGCCGGCAUGCUGCUGAAGCGUCCGAAGCUGCUGCUCGUCCCGCGGCUCCUCAAACACACCGCGGCGCGGCUCUCCGAGAAGAAGCUGAGCCGCUGUUUCGUGGAUCAUCGCCGGGUGAAGGUGGUGGCGGGGUCGGGGGGGAACGGAGCCUCGUCCUUCCACAGCGAGCCCCGGAAAGAGUGGGGCGGUCCGGACGGGGGAGACGGAGGAGCCGGAGGAGACAUCAUCAUCAGAGUGGACCAGCAGGUGAAGUCACUGUCCUCGGUGUUGACGGUGUAUCGAGGGAGAGAUGGAGAAGCGGGAAGCAGUGGGAACCGCUUUGGACGCAGCGCCAGCCCCAGCUACAUCACAGUUCCUGUCGGCACGCUUGUCAGAGAGGAGGGCAGGAUGCUGGCGGACCUCUUGCAGCACGGCCAGCUCUUCACCGUGGCGUACGGAGGCGCGGGGGGGAAGGGCAACCGGUUCUUCCUGUCCAAUGAGAACAGAGCACCGCUGAGAUCCACUCCCGGGGAGAAGGGUCAGGAGCGUGUGGUUCAGCUGGAGCUGCGCAGCAUGGCCCACGCCGCUCUGGUUGGCUUUCCGAAUGCAGGCAAGUCGUCUUUGCUGCGUGCCAUCUCUAAAGCUCGCCCGGCGGUGGCCGAGUACCCCUUCACCACUCUCAAACCUCACGUGGGCGUCAUCACCUACAGAGACUACCAGCAGCUCGCAGUGGCUGACAUUCCCGGGCUGAUUCCCGGGGCUCACCUGAACCGCGGGCUGGGCGUCUCUUUCCUCAGACACAUCGAGCGCUGUCGGCUGCUGCUGUUCGUGCUGGACAUGUCCUCCUCGGAGCCCUGGGAGCAGCUCCGGCAGCUGUGCUUUGAGCUGGACCAGUACGACCCUCAGCUGUCCCACAGGCCUCAGGCCAUCGUGGCCAACAAGAUGGACCUGCCGGGGGCCCGGGAGAAGCUGGAGGCUCUGAGGAGCCGCGUCCAUCAGACGGUCAUCCCUGUGUCUGCGCUGACCGGACACAACACAGGACAGCUGAUCCUGCUCCUCAGAGAGAUGUACGACAGCUAGGACCGCUUAGAAGACUGUCAGUCAUGACGACAUAAAGUCAUCUUCUGGGUCAGAAAGAUGAUGGUAUUUAAUGUAUUUUUUUACAAAUGAUUAAAUUAUGGUGAUUAAGUCGC
Messenger RNA from Puntigrus tetrazona (Sumatra barb), 1236 nucleotides. RefSeq names its product mitochondrial ribosome-associated GTPase 2 (gene mtg2). Gene Ontology annotation, molecular function: GTP binding; magnesium ion binding; GTPase activity. The record is from RefSeq and is a predicted model, not a curated record. The transcript has 6 exons. Gene Ontology annotation, cellular component: mitochondrion. Lineage: Eukaryota; Metazoa; Chordata; Actinopteri; Cypriniformes; Cyprinidae. The coding region runs from base 71 to 1123 and encodes 350 amino acids.